UGGAACCCAGUCCGUGACGUCAAUGGGGCGCUUGACGCAUGCAUCACGUGCCUGGUGGGCGGGUAUAAUAAGAUGCUCCUGGCGCUGUCCGCGGUCCUGAAAACUGAUGCGCAGGAGGAGGAAUCCCUUCCUGUGGAUGUGAAAGUCAAGGCUAGGAAAGAACUUUAGGGCUUACAAGAGAAGAAAACGACAGAAGGGAGACACCAGCAGGGAGGAGGCUGCGAGCGUGACAACAAGACUGACGUCCUGCGGAGUGGAUGCUGGAAUCCCCCACACUGCUCCCACGCACCUAAGUAUUCUGAUCCUGCUCUCUGGAGGCCAUCCUGAGUGUCCAUAAUGGCUUCCCGCAACACCUCAAGUGUCCUUAUUGUCCUGGUUUUCCUAACGACAGCCUUUGCCGCUGAACCCGCCGUCACUCCUGCCAGCAUGACGAUGUCAGGAGACACGGAGGAUGAGGGGAAGAUUGAAAAAAUCUCACCGAAAGGAGAUGACCUCUUUGAUGACGUGGAACCCAAAACCCUCGCAGCACUUUUCCUGGAGGCGCUUAACUCGACCCGUGUCGAGAGAAGGCAGGAUGAAAAGGGUAUGGAAGAGACGGGGGCACAACGAGACCGAGACGGCCGACAGAGGCUGGAGCUGUUUAUGGCCGCCCAGGGCCAGGAGGAGGCCGAAGAGAGGAAGAAGGCCGAGGAGGAAGAAGAGAGGAUGACCGAGCGGGUGUCCAGUCGGACCAGCAGCCAGACUCUACAGGUCCAGACGCAGCAGCCCCCCGCCACAGGGGGCCAGGAGCAAGGAGGCGGCGAGGAGGAGCAGCUAAACCCUGAGGAGUUGAGGAGCCUGGAGAGCAUGAUGAAGGAAUUUCCGCGUUUAGACGUGGCCGUAAAGCGAGCAGGGGAUUCAAAGCCAACCCAGCGGGAGAGUCGAGACUACAGCAGCUUUAACGACAUCAUCCCGCUCGGCAAGGGCAGCUUCUCCCAGAAGAAACUCAAAUGGCAAGAGGAGACGCAGAAGGCCUUGAACAUGCCAUCGUUCAGGGGCGGCAACUUCAAGGAUGACUUUGAAGGCAACAACGCUGCGACUGUGGCACAGCCUCUGCAGUCAGAGCAGAUGGAGGAGAGUGAUGAUCCAGAUGAGGAGGAGGUGUUGAGUCCAGAGGAAGAAGAGGCUCAGGCCAAGGCGGAGCAGGAGGAAAUGAGGAGGCAGGCGGCCGAGGUGCAGAGAGCCAAGAUGGAGGAGGAGAAGCUGGCCGACAUUGCAUCUGACAUGCUGCUGCGCUACAUGGUCAAGCAGAAGGGCGGCGGCGGAAAGUACGCCACUCAGGCUGACACCGCUGCGGACAAGCGGUCCGAGGAAGAGCAGGAGCAGGAUGACAUCGACCCUCAGACUAUCGACAAGCUCAUUGAGAUCUCAAGCAAGCUGCACUUGCCCGCUGACGACGUGGUAGACAUCAUCAGCGACGUGGAGAAAAAGAAGAAAAAAGACAUGGCGCCGGAGCUUAUAACGCACUGGCAACGCCCACAAUUGCCCUCGACUGAUUCCUUUCCUGUCUCCAAGCAACCUCCCUCGGUGGUCCAUCGCCUUAAAAGCUGGACUCAGGAGCCUUCAAAGUCCAAACAGUUCUGGAACAAUCCUAAUGAUCUCCUCCUAUGGUCCAAACCUCUCAAGUCCGUCAAGCAGGAACACUGGAUUCAAGCCCCAAGACCUCUUUGGACACGCUACCCAUCCUUCUACCAGAGGAAGCCCAGUCCGGACUAUUACCCUGUCUACUUCCGUCCUCCAAGACCAACAUUCCGGUACUUCGUCCCCAAGCCUGCUUUGGCUUUCAACACCUUCCUGCAUCGCUCCCGGGAUGGCGCUUACGGCUUUCAGCCCAAGCAGCGUUACCUCAACUGGGUGCCUCCCAGAAAGCCCGUCGUCGCCCUCUACCCCAGGCGCCCCCUCUCUUUCUACCCCUUAACUGCCCCCAAACUUGGGAUCCCUCUUUACCAGUCGGCACCCAGGGGACAUUUGGACAAAUACAUCGAGCAGCUGCUCAUGAACAGGCCACAGGACUGAGAAGGUGGUGGAGUUCAGCAGGUGGAAUGUUGAGGGAAUAGGAAAUGAUUCAUUUCUAUUUGUCCCACUUCCUUUCAUUUGAUAUCCUUCAUUUGUUGUGUGGACAUUCCAAGAGGGCUCUUUGUAUUAACAACUGCGGAAUCAUCCAAAGGCUCCGUGUGGACAGCGCCUGGUAAGGAGGACAUUUCCAAGGGCCUAAGGAAUGAUGAACAGUGAAGUUUGGACUGCAGCGUGAUAAACAGCCACAAAAUAUGGAAAUAAUAUUUUUUUGUACUUGAAAACAAUCCUUAAGACAUCCCAAAUCAUAUUAAUAUCCUUGUCUCCCAACCGUUUCAUGCAUUUGAAAAAAUAUAAUUUUCUGGGCUUUUGGUGAGAAGCCAGUCAGUUCCCACAUACAGUAUUUGAUUGAGGGGGCGGGGAAGCAGCACAAUAAUGGCUGGGAUGACUCAUGCCUUUGUGUCACUUCAAUUACCUUGUUGCUAUAGCGCCAAAGUGUACAUUCUUGUUUUUGAAGGCUGAUCAGUCCUGCAGAGUCAUGUUGGAGAAGGAAACAAAAAUGUAACUCCACAAUCAGUUUUUCUUCUUCCUUCAAGCAUCCAGGGGUCGGCAACCCAAAAUGUUGAAAGAGCCAUAUUGGACCACAGAUACAAAAAAGUAAUCGGUCUGGAGCUGCAAAAAAUUAAGACUUAUAUAAGUGUUAAAAUGAUGGCAACACAUGAUGUAAGUGGCUAAUUAGCUAUAUUAGCCUACUAUCAAAAUGACCAUGUGUCGCAGGCUGACGCAAAUCUUCGUUGACAGGAAUGUUGAAAUGGAAUAUUUAUUCUACACAUUUUUACAACAUUAGAAAACACUUGUAAAACUUCUCAGAGGGUGAGAUAACUCCUGGAAAUGGCCAAAGGUACAUAGAUGUGUGUGUCCAAGUUAAAGAAAAUGUCAGGCUGUCUUCUUCUAAUGGAUUUAUUACAAUUUUUGCAAGCUGGCUAACGUUUGCUGUAGUGUGGAACAACAUGGCGCACAAACAACUAUCAGAAAUGCAGCCAAUAUUACAUACAGAGAAUAUGUCAUGAAACAUGGAAAAAUAACACACGUAAAGGAAAUUAAAUGAGCUCGAUUAUAGCUACAAAUGAGGCAUCGAUUAGCUUGCAGUCAUGCAAUGACCAAAUAUGCCUGAUUAGCACUCAACACAAUACGAUAACAUCAACAAAGCCCACCUUUGUGCAUUCACGCACAGCAUAAAAAGUUUGGUGGACAAAAUCAGUCACAGUCCACGCAACGGUGAGUUCAAGGGCCGCUGAAAUUAGUAGGACAAAACGGCGCUCGCCAAAUACUCUCACCAGCGAAGCAUAAACACAAACGUAUCAAACAGUGGGCUUUCUAACAAUUAGGAAGGUUUGUGUCGUGUUUGUCCUACAGAAACCAUAUUGCAAAAAAAAACAUUUUCCCCCCCAUUUUUUUUAUUUAUUUCCAUACAUUUUUUAAAAAGCUCAAUGGAGCCACCAGGGCGCUGUGGGUUGCUGACCCCCGUCCUAACCCUAACCUUACAUCCAGCCAUUUUCUACCGCGUGUCCCCCUCGGAGUCGCGAGGGUGCUAGAGCCUAUCCCAGCUACACCCUGGACAAGUCCCCAACCCUACCAUGUGUCUCCAAUAGAAACCUCACUCAGUCGAUCCACUUCACUGUGUACGCCAGGGGUCACCUACGCGGUGCCCGCGGGCACCAGGUCGCCCGUAAGGACCAGAUGAGUCGCCCGCUGGCCUGUUCUAAAAAUAGCUCAAAUAGCAGCACUUACCAGUGAGCUGCCUCUAUUUUUUAAAUUUUAUUUAUUUACUACCAAGCUGGUCAUUCUCUUAGUAAUUCUAAGAGAGACAAAACUCAAAUAGAAUUUGAAAAUCCAAGAAAACAUUUUAAAGACUUGUUUAAAUGAAUUCAUUUAUUUUUUUACUUUGCUUCUUACAACUUUCAGAAAGACAAUUUUAGAGAAAAAUGACAACCUUAAAAAUGAUUUUAUGAUUUUUAAACACAUAUACCUUUUUACCUUUUAAAUUCCUUCCUCUUCUUACCUGACAAUUUAAAUCAAUGUUCAAGUAAAUGUGUUUUUUUUUAUUGUAAAGAAUAAUAAAUACAUUUUAAUUUAAUUCUUCAUUUUAGCUUCUGUUUUUUCAACGAAGAAUAUUUGUGAAAUAUUUCUUCAAACUAUGAUUACAAUUCAAAAAAAAUAUUCUGGCAAAUCUAGAAAAUCUGUAGAAUCAAAUUUAAAUCUAAUUUCAAAGUCUUUUGAAUUUCUUUUAAAAAUUUUGUUCUGGAAAAUCUAGAAUAAAUAAUGAUUUGUCUUUGUUAGAAAUAUAGCUUGGUCCAAUUUGUUAUAUAUUCUAACAAAGUGCAAAUUGGAUUUUAACCUAUUUAAAACAUGUCAUCAACAUUUUAAAAUUAAUCUUUAUCAGGAAAAAUUACUAAUGAUGUUCCAUAAAUUAUUUUUUUAAUUUUUUCAAAAAGAUUCGAAUUAGCUAGAUUUUCUCUUCUUUUUUUCGGUUGAAUUUUAAAGAGUCGAAAUUGUUUCAAAAUUGUAUUUUCAUUUUUUUCGGGUUUUCUCCUCUUUUAUAAAAAUGUUAGUGGCUAGCUAGUUAAAAUGGGAUAUUGUGAUUUCACAAGACUCUUAGAAGUGAUCAUUUGAAAAUGUUCAAUUUGAAAAAUGUGCACUUAGAGAAAAUAUAAAAAUAAAGUGUUACAUAUUGAUAUUUAUCUGUUUCUAUAUAUAUUUAUUGUGAGGAAUCAUUAAGAUGAUCAGUGUUUCCACAAAGAUACAUAUCAUUAAUUAUUAAUAGUAACAUAGAGUUAAAGGUAAAUUGAGCAAAUUGGCUAUUUCUGGCAAUUUAUUUAAGUGUGUAUCAAACUGGUAGCCCUUCGCAUUAAUCAGUACCCAAGAAGUAGCUCUUGGCUUCAAAAAGGUUGGUGACCCCUGGUGUACACUCACUGUGAAGUCGCUGAGUGUGCAAAUUGUAGUACUCUUGCAUACUUACUGGAAAUGUUCUCAAAAUGUAUCUGCUCCUUUACUCCUUUUUAAGUGUGAAUGGCCACCACUCCCCUUGGUGGUGAAGUGACCAGUACGUGCUACACCUUUUUGCCGUACUUGGUGUAAGCGCACUCAUGCACUCCAAAGACUAGAUGUGCGCAAAUUGAGACACAGCCUAAGACUUGGGCCUUAAGUGUAAACACAAAAGUGCCCGAAUGGAGACACAGCCUAAGUGUAAGAGUACUCCUGCAACAUGCACUUACACACUAUUUAAAUUCCGGGUAUGUGAAUCCUGACAGUCAAAUCGAUUUAAAAUGGAAGGUCCGUGGUGAAUUUAUAUUUCAUUAUCAAAAACUAUCUGCAUUUCAAAGUAGAAAGACGUUUACAAGCUGAUAUCUGCUGCCUUUCACGACAAAGUGACAUUACUGUUUAUUUUUGUAUGACCUUUAUGCCAUUUAUUAUCAUAUUAUAGGGAAUGUUGGCACAUUUGUAAUAAUUUCAUAUUAAAUGAGCUCAAAGAAGGAGGAAUGAAGCGAGUGUGCACGUUAAUGUGUAAUUUGCAUCUAAAGUGUCUUCUCUGAGAAGAUCACGAAGCAACAAGUAAAAAAAAAACAAUAAAAAAAACAAAGCCUUUUAAGAUGACAGAAAUGAUGUUGUUGUACCUUGAGAUCCUUGUUUGAGUGGCGUACGCUGUUGUUGCUCUUGUUAUUGUUGUGAAUAAACAUGCGUUGGCUGCAUAUGCAUACGGGCGCAUGUCAGUGACUACUUUUGCUACACACAUCAAUAAAGUCAACUACUUUUUUUAUCAACA
Molecule: messenger RNA, 5875 nt
Organism: Nerophis lumbriciformis (worm pipefish)
Lineage: Eukaryota; Metazoa; Chordata; Actinopteri; Syngnathiformes; Syngnathidae
Gene: vgf
Product: VGF nerve growth factor inducible
Molecular function (GO): neuropeptide hormone activity
Source: RefSeq, a predicted model, not a curated record